AAUUACAAAGCUAGUUGUGAGCCAAAUAGGUAUACUAGGAAUACACACAGAGGAAAACAUAAGAUAGAAUUAUCCAACCGAAAGUCUCAUUGCCUUGUCUGAAGCACUUCCACAAGGGGGGAAUGGAAUAUAGAAUGACAUUUUCUUCUUUUCUCUAAAGCAUCUUUCUCUUUAUUCCUUAUACAGCUAUCUUCCUUUCUCCUUUCUAUCAUUUUCUCUUAAUAUAAGUUUCUCUCUUUCAUUUUGUUUGUCAUCAAAGUUACAGGAACAAGAGACACAAUGGGGUGCUUCUGGAAUUUUAGUAGUAGUAAGAGUCAAUCAUCUUCGAACAAACCUGCAAUCGAAUCAGACCAAGUUGCCAGAAUACCCAAAGAAGAGUUGUUGUUGCAAAUCCCGGGAUGUACAGUUAACUUGGUUCAAGAAGGAGAAACUGUAGAAAUUGCUCAAGGAUACUUUAAUCUAGUUAAGCUCUCUGACGAGAAUGUUCCUCUAGCUAUUUUAGUUAAAGUUGGUGAUGAACUUCAAUGGCCUUUGACAAAAGAUGAACCAGUGGUGAAACUAGAUGAGCUUGAUUACCUGUUUUCAUUGCCGAUGAAAGAUAAAAGUCUCUUGAGUUAUGGCGUUACUUUCUCUCAACAAAAUGGCAGUACUUUAAGUAAUCUUGAUUCAUUUCUAAAAGAACAUUCUUGCUUUUCUGGAUUUUCGUCUUCCACUACCAAGAAUACUUCGGGUGUUCGGCCACUUAACUGGGAAGAGUUUGCACCAAGGAUUGAAGAUUAUAAUGGAGUUUUGGCGAAAGCAAUAGCAACUGGAACUGGUGAGAUUAUCAAAGGUAUUUUCAAGUUGAGCAAUGCCUACACCAAACAGGUUCAAAAGGGAGGUGCCAUGAUUAUAACCGAAGCAGCUGAGGAAAAGAAAGGAAACUUAGGAAUGGAAAACUGCAGCAACAAGAAAACUACAAACGGUACAAAGAAGAAGAGUGGACUCAACAAGGGUUUGAAAAGGGUGAGGACUGUUUCAAAGAUGACAGAAAAAUUAAGCAAGACUGUGCUUAAUACAGUUGGAUAUGCCACUGGGUCAGUAAUGGGACCAAUAGUUAGAUCACAAGCUGGUAAACAAUUUCUAGCUAUGGUUCCUGGAGAAGUCCUCUUGGUUUCGCUCGAUGCUGUCAACAGGAUUUUUGAUGCAGCUGAAGUUGCCGAAAAACAAGCUCUUUCUGCUACAUCCAAAGGUGCAAGUAGCAUGGUCAGCAAUAGAUAUGGAGAAAAUGCAGGUGAGGCAACAGAGCAUGUAUUUGCCACUGCAGGGCAUGUUGCAGGAACUGCGUGGAACAUCUUUAAAAUUCGAAAAGCAAUCAACCCUGCAUCCUCUGUUACCUCAGGAAUAGCGAAGAGUGCAAUAAAAAAGAAAUAAACUUUGAACCCAUGACUAACUCCCCGCGGUCCCUGCAAUUCUAUUCCUGAACCGAGCAAAACUGUACUGAGCAUGGUUCAGAUUGCUAGUGUAACUUGUGCAUUAUUGAAAUGUAAACUGUAUAACUCCUGUAAGACUACUUCUUUAAGCAACUUCCAAUUAUAAGUUUUAUUCACUAACAUUUCUUCUGA
This is a messenger RNA of Papaver somniferum (opium poppy), 1604 nucleotides long. RefSeq names its product senescence/dehydration-associated protein At4g35985, chloroplastic-like. The transcript has 5 exons. Lineage: Eukaryota; Viridiplantae; Streptophyta; Magnoliopsida; Ranunculales; Papaveraceae. Bases 280 to 1413 code for a protein of 377 amino acids. The record is from RefSeq and is a predicted model, not a curated record. Gene Ontology annotation, cellular component: plasma membrane.